Panicum virgatum (switchgrass) is the source of this 1930-nucleotide messenger RNA. Its product is annotated as multiple inositol polyphosphate phosphatase 1-like. The transcript has 12 exons. Lineage: Eukaryota; Viridiplantae; Streptophyta; Magnoliopsida; Poales; Poaceae. Gene Ontology annotation, molecular function: acid phosphatase activity; inositol phosphate phosphatase activity. Bases 22 to 1704 code for a protein of 560 amino acids. The record is from RefSeq and is a predicted model, not a curated record.
GAAAUCUAUAGAGAUGUUCUUAUGCUAUGUUGUUUCGAAGCCUACGACUAUCGUGCACAAAUUAGAUGCGUUAGCACGGGCACCCUUACUAGUUGGAAGGAAGGGGGAAAAAGCACCAAAUCGAGAAGGCGAAUCGAGUUCGCCAUGGCUGCUCCGCGCGCACUGCUCCCCCAGCUACUGCUCCUUGUUGUCGCCGCGCUCGUCGCGGCCGCCCCCGUCCCGAGGGCGUCCGGAGCCGGGCAGUUCGACGUCCGCCGCCACCUCUCAACCGUCACCAGAUACGAUGUGGCCAGAGGGUCCACUAGUGUCGACUCUAUGCCACGAAUCCCAGAUGGGUGCCGUGUGAUCCACCUCAAUCUAGUGGCAAGACAUGGGACUCGUGCUCCUACCAAGAAGCGAAUCAAAGAGCUGGAUAGAUUGGCAAUUAGGCUGGGAGCUCUUAUUAAUGAGGCAAAACAAGGUCUCAAGAGUGAUUCUCUGAAGAAAGUUCCAUCCUGGAUAAAGGGCUGGGAGUCACGUUGGAAGGGUAGAACUAAAGGUGGUGAGCUGACUAGUGAAGGAGAAGAAGAGCUCUACAACUUAGCCACCAGAGUGAAGGAGAGGUUUCAGGACCUGUUUGAUGAUGAAUAUCACCCUGAUGUAUAUUCAAUAAGAACAACUCAGGUUUCUCGAGCAUCAGCUAGUGCAGUAGCAUUUGGUUUGGGAUUGCUUUCUGGGAAAGGGAAGCUUGGACCAGGAAAGAACCGUGCCUUUUCUGUUCUGAGCGAGAGUCGUGCAAGUGAUAUUUGUCUGAGAUUCUUUGACAGCUGUGAAACAUACAAGGCAUACAGGAAAAGGAAGGAGCCUGAUGUCGAAAAGGAAAAGGAACCGAUCCUAGAGCAUGUCACAGCUGCACUUGUCAAUCGUUAUCACCUCAAUUUUACAACUCAGGAUGUCUCUUCCCUCUGGUUUCUUUGUAAGCAGGAAGCAUCUUUAUUGAAUAUAACCAAUCAAGCUUGUGGACUUUUUAAUGAAGCUGAGGUUUAUUUUCUGGAGUGGACAGAUGAUUUGGAGGGUUUUGUUCUAAAAGGCUAUGGUGAGUCAAUUAACUACCGUAUGGGACUGCCGUUGCUCAAGGAUGUUGUCCAGUCCAUGGAAGAAGCAAUCAUAGCUAAAGAAGAAAACCACCCUGAUGGUACGUAUGAAAAAGCAAGGCUCCGAUUUGCACAUGCAGAAACUGUUGUUCCUUUCAGCUGCCUUCUUGGUCUUUUCCUUGAAGGUCCAGAUUUUGAAAAAAUACAGCGGGAGGAAGCAUUGGACGUACCCCCUAUGCCACCACAGGGAAGAAACUGGAAGGGCAGUGUUGUAGCUCCUUUUGCUGGUAACAAUAUGCUGGUUUUAUAUCAAUGCCCAGGGAAAACUUUAGAUGCCAGCACUUCUGGGGGUCAAAAUAACUUGUACUUCGUCCAAGUUCUACACAACGAAAUCCCAGUUUCAAUGCCAGGGUGCGGCAACAAAUAUUUCUGUCCAUUCGAGGAGUUCAAGGAGAGGAUAGUCAAACCACACCUGAAGCAUGACUACAAUAUGAUAUGCAAGAUCAAUCCCCCUGUGGCGAGCAAGGAGCCUGCUUCGUUCACCACCAAGGUGUCCAGUUUCUUGGUAGGAUUGUUCUCGCAGAAAGGGUACCGCGACGUGAGCGCAGAAAGCGUCAAGACGGAGUUGUAAGCCACGCAAGCCAUCUGCGAGCACGAGCAAGGAACGAGAUUAACCGACGCACUAACCCGAGGUGUUUUUUGUACGGCCGAGUCGAAACUCGAAUGUGUAGCCUUUCAAAAAAAGAAACUCGAAAGUCCUAUAAAAAAAAAAGAAACUCGAAAGUGUACGAGGCGUCAGUUCUUCCGGGAAAGAUGCCUCUGACAAUGUAAAUUCAUCAGUUUCAGUUCAUCAGUCA